This is a messenger RNA of Pygocentrus nattereri (red-bellied piranha), 3743 nucleotides long. Its product is annotated as voltage-gated potassium channel subunit beta-2-like. The transcript has 14 exons. The coding region runs from base 53 to 1657 and encodes 534 amino acids. Gene Ontology annotation, cellular component: cytoplasm; membrane; voltage-gated potassium channel complex. Gene Ontology annotation, biological process: potassium ion transport; regulation of potassium ion transmembrane transport. The record is from RefSeq and is a predicted model, not a curated record. Lineage: Eukaryota; Metazoa; Chordata; Actinopteri; Characiformes; Serrasalmidae. Gene Ontology annotation, molecular function: voltage-gated potassium channel activity; transmembrane transporter binding; potassium channel regulator activity.
GAGUGGACACUCGGCUGGACGGUGGUCUUCAGGAAGGUCACCUGCUUGAAAGAUGUUUGUGGGUCGUGCGGGUACUGCUAUGACCCCCGGCCUGGGGGCGGGGCCGAAGGGUGCAAAGUUAACUGUGAACGACCUCUAUGGCUUCAACAGCCGGAAGCCCAAGCCGUUGGGGGUCGCGGAGGUCUUUGGGCGGUACACGUCACGGCCCCGCGAUGCUCAGGGUCAAGGACAGGCUCCGAGUCAGGCUCAGGGUCAGCAGGGUUGCCGUGACGACCUCUCCUCUCAGAUCCUGGAGGCGGCCCGGAGGCUGAUGGAAAAGCGGAGACUGGAGCUCUACCUGAGAGAGUGUGACCUGUCCGUCAAAGACAGCACCGCCCACCUCACCAACAUGCCAUACAGGAUGCAGGUGUCUAUUGUGUGUACGGAGCACAACCUGAAGAGUCGCAGUGGUGAUGACCGCCCCAACCGUGCCACCAUAGUGGGGGCGGGGUAUAGCAAGCCACGCCCAUACUGCACACGGCCAUGCACGCAGGGUCACGCCCACAUGAACGAAGCUACUGGACGCAACACCAGCAUGAAGUACAGGAAUCUGGGAAAGUGUGGCUUAAGAGUGUCUUGUAUGGGACUGGGUACCUGGGUAACAUUUGGGUCUCAGGUUUCUGAUGAGGUGGCAGAGAGUGUGUUGACUGUAGCGUACGAGAAUGGUGUGAACCUGUUCGACACAGCAGAGAUCUACGCCUCAGGAAGGGCAGAGACUGUCCUGGGCAGCAUCAUAAAGAAGAAGGGGUGGAGACGUUCCAGCUUUGUAAUCACCACAAAGAUCUACUGGGGUGGACAGGCAGAAACGGAGAGAGGUUUGUCAAGGAAGCAUAUUAUUGAAGGUCUCCGUGGGUCUCUGUCCAGGUUACAGAUGGACUAUGUGGACAUUGUCUUUGCAAACCGAACAGACAUCAACACCCCCAUGGAGGGUCAGUCUGAACGCAUGGUGUUCCUGAUAGAAACUCUUUUCACUGAGCUCAGCUGCUUCAUGUGUGUGUGUGUGUGUGUGUGUGUAGAGGUGGUGAGGGCAAUGACCUUCGUGAUCAAUCAGGGCCUGGCCAUGUACUGGGGAACCUCACGCUGGAGUGCCAUGGAGAUCAUGGAGGCGUACUCCGUAGCGAGGCAGUUUAAUCUGGUUCCUCCAGUGUGUGAGCAGGCAGAGUAUCACUACUUUCAGAGAGAUAAAGUGGAAGUGCAGCUCCCUGAACUCUACCAUAAAAUCGGUGUAGGUGUGAUGACCUGGUCUCCUUUAGCCUGCGGCCUCAUCACGGGGAAAUACUGUGACGGAGUGCCAGACACGUCCCGCGCUGCCCUGAAGGGGUACGAGUGGCUGAAGGAGAAGGUUCAGAGUGAUGAAGGUCGGAGGCAGAUGAUGAAGAUUAAGGAGAUAACCACUCUGGCUGAGCGCCUGGGCUGCACCGCUGCUCAGCUUGCUAUAGCAUGGUGCAUGAGGAGUGAGGGAGUGAGCUGUGUUCUGAUCGGCGUUUCAAGCACAGAACAGUUACUUGAGAACCUUGAAGCCAUCAAGGUUCUGUCUCUUUUAACUCCUGAACUUGUUGUGCAGUUGGACUCUGUUCUGGGAAACAUGCCACAUUCCAAGAAAGAAACACGCCACUAAGAGAGAAAAAGAAAGAAAGAGAGAGAGAGAGAGGGAGAGGGGGGAGAGAUCUGUAACUUUAAUCUGUAACUUCAUUGUGAUAAUAGAAGAACUUACAGUAUUAUACGUGUAUUUGUUAUGAUUCAUCAAUGUCCACAUAUAUAUGCACAUACUGGACAUUAAAGCUUCACUCUCAUAUCAUCACAUUUAUUCAAAUUACUCAGAUUUAUGGCACUUGGUAGAUGCUUUUAUCCAAAAGUCCACUUACAGAAGUGCUUUGUUGUCCACUCAGAGAAUGUACCCUUCAGCUUAAACACUGCUAAAAAACAAAAGCCAGAGCUGAAACAUAGAAAGAUACAGAGUUAAACACAUAUGAAUGCAAUACAUUUCAACAAGUACUUAGAUUAGCACUCACUUCACAUAGAGACCGUCUUCAGUCUGCAUUUGAUCGUGAGAGACUGCUGUUCGAACAGCCAGUGGGAGUUUGUUUCACCACCUGGACUCCAGGACAGAGAAAAGUCCUUCCAUGUGUCCUGAAAGAUGGCAGGUCAAGCUCAACAGGUUUAAGGUACAGUUCGAGUUUUGACCAGUGCCAUUAGGGAGGGAGGGGCUGGGCUGUUUUUGGCUUUAAAGGCAUCAGGGUUUUAAAUCUGAUGCAGCUACAGGAAGCCAGUGAAGGGAGCGCAGCAGUGGUGCUGCAUUAAGAAGAUUGGAGACGAGCUAAGCUGCUGCAUUCUGCAUCAGCUGAAAUCCUGAUGGCCGCAACGGAAGACCAGCAGUGAGUGAGCAGGAGUAGUCAAGCUUUGAGAUGACCAGAGACUGAACGAGCACCUAGGUGACCUCCUGAGAGAGAGGAACCAGCAUGACAGUCAGGUUCGCAAUAUAAGCUGAGACCGAUAACUGGCCAUGCAGAAUCACACAAAAGCUUCUUGCAUCUUCAGACCUUCUUAUGCUUAUUAUCACCAAUCAGGACAUGAGACAUGGCGUGGAGUUCCCAGACCACCAGAAGGUGGCAAUAAUAUUCAGCUUGUUAUGAACGCCUGAUGUGUGCAGAUGAGCAGCUGUAUUUCAACUUGACAUCUUCACAUGUGGUGGAAACCCUGCAGGGAACUAAACCCCACAAAUGUUCUUAUCCAGCCCUCAUAGAACCACAAAUGCCUACCCUUUAACAGUUGAGCAGACAAGCAUGAAACUGUAGAAAUGUAUGAAACCUCAGAGGAACCUUUAGAGGAAUGCUUUGACCAAUAUGCUAAUACAGCUAACAGUGGUUGAAUGCUUGGAGGCCCUUUAGCACUUUGUGAAUGAGUUCAUUCUAACUAGCCCUGCUAGCAUGAAAUCAGUCUUAGUCACAUCACUGGCUCUUUUAAACAAAGGAAACCUGCCCCCUAGUGGAUAAUGUGUGUGCAUGAGUCUACACUAUAAGUGUACCAAACCUCAGAGGAACCUGUAAGUGUACAGUUUGAAUGAAACAUGCUAAUGUGGCUAACAUUAGAUGAAUGCUAGGAGGUCUGAAAGCAUUGCAUGGAGCUGCAGAGAGAUCAUGCUAAGUUCUGCUAGCAGGCAAGUCACGUUACUGUUUUAGAUAUUAUAGAUUGUUUUAGAUUAAUUGAGACAGAAUACUGCCCUCUAAUGGAUACUGUGUGUAGAUGUAGGUAGUUGUAUGUUUUAGCUGUGGGUGAUGGUUUGCACCACCUACUGUUUACACAGGCUGUAAUAUACCAUGAUAAUUAUACCACAUGCUAAAAAGCAUGCUAGGCUUAAACUGCACUUUGGAAAAGUAGCAUUAUGAAAAAGUUUAGAUAAGUUGAUUAAAAAAAUUUGAAACAUGUUAAUUUUGUACAGAAGUGCAAUUCACCAGACAACCUAAAUUGUCUAAUUUACUGAAACAAGCUAAGCUACAGCUUAGACCGCACCUGAAAUGGAAAUGGUUAGCCAUGCACUAGCACUUGUUUUCGCUGUGAUGGAUCCCCCUUCUUUACCCUGGUUGGCAUUUGUUAAUGUGAUUUUUGAUAUGGAAAUAAAGGAAACUGUUUAACAUGCACUACGUGUACAGAUGGAGUGGAAUCCAACAGUCACUCUGAAAUCUCUUUAAAUCUGUGAAUAAAAA